Lytechinus pictus (painted urchin) is the source of this 2147-nucleotide messenger RNA. RefSeq lists its product as uncharacterized. The record is from RefSeq and is a predicted model, not a curated record. The transcript has 3 exons. Lineage: Eukaryota; Metazoa; Echinodermata; Echinoidea; Temnopleuroida; Toxopneustidae. Bases 19 to 396 code for a protein of 125 amino acids.
AUUAAGGUUUUCUUGAGAAUGACUUUAGGUUCAUUUAUUCUCAUUUCCUUGCUUGUGGUACAAUCUACAAAGAUGAAUUCAUUUACACCAGUUUUAAUGUUGAUAUGCAUUCUACAUUAUUGGAUUUAUAAUGCUGAUGCCAGAGCAUUAGGUCCAAAGGCUCCAUUUGUGGCAUCCGGUCAGUCUGUUGAUGUUGACGUCUAUCUCGAUGUCGACGACGAUGACGGUACUGAUCAUGGACGAGAUGCCUUGACUAAGUAUAUAAGACAGGGACAACACCCGAAGGAGGAAAGAGUCAAUGGAGCGCGGAAACUACAUAAUGAUACCAAGAACAAUGCACUCCAGAAACCAAUCAUCCCUCUUGCACUGAACACCAAACCAGAGAAAACACCUUAAUUGUCUUGGUGUUACAAGGAGACCACUUUCAACAUACACCAAUUCCUAUGGAAACACUUUUAUCAUCUUGUGCUUAACACCAAACCUGAGAAAACACCUUGAUUGUCUUGAUGUUACAAGGAGACCACUUUCAACAUACACUUCAGUUCCCUACCAAUUCCUAUGGAAACACUUUUUUCAUCUUGCACUUGACACCAAACCAGGGAAAACAUAAUUUUCUUGAUGUUUCAUCAUACACUGCUGCAUUAUUAAUAAUGAUAGCUAUAUUUUAUACAGCACUUUUCCCAAAAUUGGCCAAAGCGCUUUAAAGCAUAUUAUUACCCCGGCUAUCGGAUCCUUGCAUGCCCGCAUUAUCCUCAUCAAAAUCAUAUGGAAACACUUUAAUCGUCUUGGUGCUUCACUGCACACUUUUUACACCUGGUAGUUUCUAUAUUUAGUUCAUCUAGAGCAGCAAUGGCAUUCAUAAUCUUUAAAUACUUGAAUUGAGAUUUUGUUGACUUCAAACAGGCCAUUUACCUGACAACACAACCUUACUGGAAUAGCUGUUUUCACCACAGAUUUGCAUUUUCAGGUCAACAACCACUCAGCCAGUCAGUAUUCUGAAAAUUGUUCUACCUAGUAUCCCAUUUUCAUUCUUACGGCCAUGUAUUGUCAACUACGGUAUUCUUAUACAGGGAUACCAACCUUAUAAAAUAAUUGCAUUAUUCUAAGGGAUACCAUUAUUCAAGCAAAUAUUCUUUAUUGGUUGAAUGCCAGCAUAUUCAGAGCCAGCUGCCAAACCUACAUUGUGAAAAAAAACUCCUAUUUUUCUUUGUAAUUUUGAAAAACAUGCCAAAAAUCAUUCUUACAAGUUUCAAAAAUCCCAUUUCUAGGAGGAAAAUAACCGUUUUCGUGUCACUUUCCCCUUAAAAAUCUAAAACUAAUUAAACUAAGAUCCUGCAAACUGGCAGCUCUGCGUACACAGUAAAUAACCCUAGGAUACCUUCUGUGUAGGCAGAAAUAUAUCAGUUUCAGUUUAGUUUAUUUCAUUUCCAUUUUCUGAUAAUAAACAUAACAAACAUAUAUAUACAUAUGUAUAAAUGUACAGAACAAAAUAAGUGUUAUAAGUAUACUUCAAUAAUCAAUUAACAAAUUCGUAGGAAAUAGAUGAAAUGUAUACAAUUUUUGUUCAAGAUACAUUUUGAUGAUUAGACAAAUUAUAGAUUACAGUAAGCAUGUGAAAAUGAAAAUGAGGGACUUAUUAAAAAGCGAAGCUUGUAAUUGUAAGCCCCUUAGGAUAAAUUUGUAGUAAUCUUAAUCGUAUGUAAUUAAAAGUAAAGUAAGACAAUCUAGACCAUAUAUGAAGAACAGCAAAAUAGGUUUGAAUAACAAGGAAAGAAAGGGGGGGCAGUAACUACAUAGGUUAGAGGGAUAAGGGAAUAUUAAAUAACUGGGGGAAAAAACAGAACAAAAAGAAACGAUUAUGUGCCCAGCAGAAAAGGAAAGGGGAGGAGAAAGAGAAAUAGGGUCGAGAGGCAAGUAUCGUGGAAAAGAUAAAGCAGUUCAUGUGUUUCAUACAUUGUACUCAUUAAGGAAUGAGAGUUUUAGGUGUUUUUUGAAGGUGUUUAUAUUUCUAUAUUGUUUAAGGCUUUGGUGAAUACCAUUCCAGUAUUUGGGACCUGUAUAAAUGAUGGUUUUUUGUGCGAGUGUGGUUCUAGUCAGAGGGGGGUGAUAUUGGUGUUGUAUAGCUUGUCUUGUGGGGUAUGUAUGGA